GUAGCUCUAAACCAGCUUGUCUUCUCCAUCAAAUUGAUUUAACAAUCUCCCUUCCUUUGCCUUCCCUCUUUUAGAAAAUUGUUGGACACCCUCAUUUGCUCCCCUAAUUUCUUGGAGAAGGGAAGAAUGCUGCUGAGGAGCUCUUCCACUCCUGUUCUUGGGUCUCUCCUCCCAUCUUUCUCAGACAGCCCGAGCCACCACGGCCAUGAGGCCGCCGCCCCCGCCGCCCUCGCCGCCUUGCACAAGAGCCCCUUCCACCAUAACCACCACAGCUUCUCUUUCCACCCAAAAGGGUCCCUCAACUUAACCACCAUCUCAUGCAACUCCUCCCCCAUCUCUACACACGACUUGGGCGACACUCCCAACCACCACAGAGGCGGCACUGGCAGCAGCUUCCGGCGAGCCCAAUCCGACGGCAACUUGGAAGGCUUGGCCUACAAUAUGUCUCCCUUGAACAGCAAUGAAGAUCAGCUCCACACCAUGAGCCAUGUUAAGAAGUCCUCAGCUCGGCCUCGAAGCGUGAUGUUGGAGACAAUACCGUCUUUCUCAUAUUAUAGGUACGGGCACGGCUACGAGGAUGAGGACGAAGAGAACAGCAAUUUCGACAUCGAGGAGGGAGAGGAGUAUGAAGAAUUUGAAGAGGCAUCGGUGGUGGAGAGCAGUGUGAAGUUUAGGGGGAGUAAAAGCAUGAGUUUGAUUGCGGAGGAGGAAGUGAGCAGUGCUGGUGGUGUGAAUAUGAUGGAGAGGUUCAACUUCGAAGAGAACAAGGAGAGGGUCAGGCAAGAAAUGUAUCUCGCAAUAGGGAUCGGCGGUGGAGGCGACAGCGGCUGUGACGGCACCAGCAGAGGCUGCUGGGGGUCUAAUACGUCUGAUGACGGAGGCGAUGGCGGAGAUAAUCAGGGUGUUGAAGAGUAUUACAAGAAAAUGGUGGAGGAGAGUCCUAACAACUCUUUGUUUCUCAGAAACUAUGCUCAAUUUCUCUAUCAGAAACGGGGAGACCUGGAGAGAGCAGAGGAAUUCUAUGCUCGUGCCAUUUUGGCGGAUCCUAGAGACGGCGAGAUCCUGUCGCAAUACGCAAAGCUGGUAUGGGAGCUCCAUCGUGACCAACCGAGAGCGUCGACCUACUUCGAGCGAGCCGUUCAAGCUUCCCCUGAAGACAGCCAUGUUCAAGCAGCAUAUGCUAGUUUCCUAUGGGAAACAGACGAGGACGGCGAGCACGGCGAAGAUGAAGAUGAAGAGGAGGCGCCGCUCGCUGCUUAUUCGAUGUCACUGCAGUUCCGGGGGCAGGCGACGGCUUCCGUCGGCGCCUAACUGCAGACGUUUCUCUCACAAUAGACAGAGUUGACACGGCAAGAAGUAGGGCAUGGCCAUUCAUGCCUCAGAAACUACUAUGUUUUCCUUUUUGGUAGGCUAUAUACAUAAGGAUCUCAGCUACAAUUUAGAAAAAUGUACAAUACUGCGUUUUUCACAUAACAGUGCAUAAGAUCACCCUCUGUUGUGACCAUAACAAUAGGCUCUAUCGAAAUGUAAUUUUGUUAAAUUCGUAUCGUGUUCGAUUUGUGUUA
Messenger RNA from Eucalyptus grandis, 1565 nucleotides. RefSeq lists its product as uncharacterized. Gene Ontology annotation, biological process: RNA processing. The coding region runs from base 127 to 1311 and encodes 394 amino acids. The transcript has 3 exons. NCBI's taxonomy places the organism in Eukaryota, Viridiplantae, Streptophyta, Magnoliopsida, Myrtales, Myrtaceae. Gene Ontology annotation, molecular function: protein binding. The record is from RefSeq and is a predicted model, not a curated record.